AUGGUGGCCUUCGAGGAGGCCAUUAGACCAUUAAGCGGUCACCCAUCUUUAGCCCUAGGGCGCGGGCCAGCGAGGACCCGGGGUGUCCAGCUCGCUGUGGCUGCCCCCCCUGAGCCUUGGCCAGCUCCCGGUCCCGCGCAAAAGUGGGCACGACCGCUGGGACCGCCCGGGGGUCAGGGUCCCGCCAUCUGCGCCUCGAGCGGCGCCUACCCCGCUCUCUCCGACGCCGCCCCGGGUGCAACCGGGCAUUUCCAAGGCCUAAGCCAGGGCCCCGGGACCCCCAGCGAGCUGCUCACAGGCUCCGGCAGGCGGGGGCCAGCAGGCCUCCGGGGCAGUGCCGCCUCCCAACGCAGGCAGCCUCUUCCGGAGCGCGGGGGCCCUCCGGGCCAAGACCGAAGUCCGGAGCCGGACGCUCAGGGCUCGCAGCAAAGUCCAGAAAGGCUCCCGCAGCCGCCGGGAGGGCGGCGGGAAGCUCCUUUCAAAGGCAGUCCCGGGAGCGGGCAGAGCGUGACAGACCGGAGGGUGGGGACCCCAGGACACAGCCGCACGUGUCUUCUCAGGGUUCUGGGAGCCCCCAAGUUAGAGGAGCGUCUGCUCUCAGAGCUGAAGUUGGCUGUACCCUGGGGCCACAUUGCUGCCAAAGCCUGGGGUUCCCUGCAGGGCGCCCCAGUUCUCUGCCUGCACGGCUGGCUGGACAAUGCCAACUCCUUUGACAGGCUCAUUCCUCUUCUCCCGCAAGACUUGCAUUAUGUUGCCAUGGAUUUUGGGGGCCAUGGGCUAUCUUCGCACUACAGCCCAGGUCUCCCCUAUUACCACCAAAACUUUGUGAGUGAGAUCCGAAGAGUCGUGGCAGCCUUGAAAUGGAAUCGCUUUUCCCUCAUUGGCCACAGCUUUGGUGGUGUUGUGGGAGGAAUGUUUUCCUGUACCUUCCCUGAGAUGGUGGACAAGCUCAUCUUGCUGGACGCAUCGCCAUUUGCCCUGGAUGCUAAUGAGAUGGAGAACUUGCUGACUUACAAGCGGAGAGCCAUAGAGCACACGCUGCAGGUGGAGGCCUCCCAGAAGCCCUCGCGUGUGGUCAGUCCGGAGGAGAUGCUGCAGGGGUUCCUGAAGAACAACAGUCACGUGGGUGAAGAGUGUGGGGAACUCCUCCUCCAGAGAGGAACCACCAAGGUGGCCACAGGUCUGGUGCUGAACAGAGACCGGAGGAUCGCUUUGCCGGAGCACAGCUUUGAUUUCAUCAACAGAGAGCUGUUUGUGCACGCCAUCAGGAAGCUGCAGGCCCACGUCCUGCUCAUCAAGUAA
Carlito syrichta (Philippine tarsier) is the source of this 1302-nucleotide messenger RNA. RefSeq names its product serine hydrolase like 2 (gene SERHL2). NCBI's taxonomy places the organism in Eukaryota, Metazoa, Chordata, Mammalia, Primates, Tarsiidae. The coding region runs from base 1 to 1302 and encodes 433 amino acids. The record is from RefSeq and is a predicted model, not a curated record. The transcript has 11 exons.